Molecule: messenger RNA, 1979 nt
Organism: Amborella trichopoda
Lineage: Eukaryota; Viridiplantae; Streptophyta; Magnoliopsida; Amborellales; Amborellaceae
Product: cyclin-A3-1
Source: RefSeq, a predicted model, not a curated record
GAAAGAAAGAAAGCGGGCAAAACAAAAUUUUGAAAUCAAGAAGAGCGGGCUCCCUCCCUUUCUCCACAACCUGCAAGAGUAAAUAGAAGGCCCCUGCAACCCAAUGAAACUCGCCCUUCUCCUCUUCAAUUCCAGGCCCAAGCGAAGAAGAAGAGAGAGAAAAGGAAGAAGAGAGAGAAGGAACCAUCCAUGGCCGCUAAUCAAGAGAACAAUGUUCGGGUAACGCGAGCAGCGAGGAAGAGAGCUGCCGCUGCUCUGCAACCCUGCAGUCCUCCUCCUGCUCGGAAGAAAAGAGUGGCUUUGGGCGAGCUCCAAAACUUCAGUAAUGUCCUCCCCGACAUCAACACUGGAAAUGGAGGAGACCCCAAAGCUUCUUUGAAGCCUUUGAAGUUGCGAACGGAGGAGAGAGAGGAACCUGUUGAUGUUGACUUGGUUUCUGAGGAUCCCAUUCUUGGUAGUGCCUAUGCUUCGGAUAUUUACCAGUACUUGAGAUCAGCUGAGGUGAAGCGGAGGCCAAGGGUGAACUUCAUAGAUUCCAUUCAGAAUGACAUAACAGCUAACAUGAGAGGGAUUCUUGUGGAUUGGCUGGUUGAAGUUGCAGAGGAGUACAAGCUUAUUUCUGAUACUCUUUAUCUCACUAUCUCAUAUAUCGAUCGAUUCCUCUCAUCAAAUGCAAUCAAGAGACAGAGACUACAGCUCUUGGGUGUUUCUUGCAUGCUUAUUGCCUCAAAGUAUGAAGAGAUUAGCCCCCCCCAUGUUGAAGAUUUUUGCUAUAUAACCGACAAUUCUUACACCAAGGAAGAGGUGGUGCAAAUGGAAAGGGAAAUACUCAAGUUUCUCAACUUUGAGAUGAGCAGCCCAACAAUUAAGACCUUUCUCAGCAGGCGAUUCAAUAGAGCUUCUCAAGAGGGAAACAAGACCUCUGAACUGGUAUUGGAGUUCCUGGGUAACUACCUCGCAGAGUUAAGCUUAUUAGAUUAUGGAUGUGUAAGAUUCUUUCCGUCCAUCAUUGCCGCUUCAGUCAUAUUCCUUGCAAGAUUCACUCUCCGUCCACAGACCCAUCCUUGGACAUCAACUCUACAACACUACACCGGUUAUAAAUCAUCAGAUUUAAAGGAUUGUGUCAUUGCUAUACACAGUUUGCAAUUGAACACAAAAGGAUGCAGUUUGGCAGCCAUCAGGGAUAAGUACAAAUCACAUAAGUUCAAAUGUGUGUCAUCUUUGUCGCCCCCCACUGAGAUCCCAUCUCAAUUUUUUGAAGACAUCAAUGGAUAGAAGAUGGUUGGCGUUUGCUAAUCUGUGCCUAUAAUUGGAGAAUGAUCCAUGAUUCAGGUGUUGUAGAUUCUAUGCCUGGUUUACACUUCAACUUACACAACUUGAAUGAUGGUUAUAAACUUACACAACUUGAUCAUCUUCGUCAUAAGCUUCCCUGCUGAAGAGGGAGUACAUUGAAGAUAAUCUGCAUCAUGCUCUUAAAUGCAUGAGGCCUUAAAAUGUUUUCAUAAUUAAGUUUAAGUCUUUCAAUAUCACUAGCCAACAAGGAAAUUUGCUUCAAUGACAGCUGUAUCAUGAUUUUGUAAUGUACACUAAACUUGUUAUGGAUGGAGUCCAGGGGAGGGUUCAAGAUUUUUGGAAUGAAACUCAUGUUUAUUCCCUUUUGAUGACAUGAUUGGCCCCAUUCGAGAGUGUUACAAACUUAGAAGGCUCAAAAUCUGAAAUUUUAUCUUUUGUAGUUUAAUGUGUGACCAAUAGGUUCAUUCUUUUGUAUUGCUUGUGUUACUUCUUGCAACCUUCAUGCACUUAUUUAUUUCUCAUUGUUACAAUUCUUUACCCCGUAAUGAGAUUGGUACUCCAUUUUUAUUGCUCUACUAAGUGUUGCAUCCAUCAUUGUUUGCUGACUUGGAAAUCAGGUACUUGUCUUUUGGGUUCAUUAUUGUUUUACUUAGGUGAAUUCAGCAAUAUACCUAAAACUAAAGACA